Dendrobium catenatum is the source of this 755-nucleotide messenger RNA. Its product is annotated as thioredoxin-like protein 4B. The record is from RefSeq and is a predicted model, not a curated record. The transcript is spliced from 4 exons. Gene Ontology annotation, biological process: mRNA splicing, via spliceosome. The coding region runs from base 145 to 600 and encodes 151 amino acids. NCBI's taxonomy places the organism in Eukaryota, Viridiplantae, Streptophyta, Magnoliopsida, Asparagales, Orchidaceae. Gene Ontology annotation, cellular component: U4/U6 x U5 tri-snRNP complex; spliceosomal complex; U5 snRNP.
ACCCUAAGGGCUGUUGGUAUCGGAUUUGAUUUAACCCGCGAAGUCGCCUGUGCGCUUCAGGCCGUCCGAAGCGUGAGCGUCCUGUUAACCUCCGGGAAGUGGAAGCCGAGUUUCGCGGCUGUGAGGUAGGGUUUGGUCUGUGACAUGAGCUUCCUUCUGAACACUUUGACGACGAAGCGGGAAGUGGACACGGCGAUCCGAGACACCCUCGACAAGGUUCUCGUCCUCCGCUUUGGCCGCGCCUCGGAGCCCGUUUGUCUCCAGCUCGACGACAUACUUGCGAAGUCCUCUCGAGAGAUUAGUAAAUUUGCAGUUAUAGCUUUAGUAGAUAUUGAUGCUGAGGAGGUUCAAGUUUAUGCCAAGUAUUUUGAUAUAGUACUAAUUCCUUCGACUGUGUUUUUCUUCAAUGCGCAUCACAUGAAGAUGGACUCUGGGACUGCUGAUCAUACAAAAUGGGUGGGCUCUUUUCAAUGUAAGCAAGAUUUCAUAGACGUGGUAGAGGCCAUAUUUCGAGGUGCAAUGAAAGGUAAGCUGAUAGUUAGCUGUCCUCUCCCUCCAGAGCAAAUACCCAGAUUCCAGCUUCUUUUCAAGGGUCUAUAAUUAUACCCUGCUGUAAGUUUUUUUAUAGCUAUGCCUAUUAUAAAUCUGAUAGCUUACAUUGAAUUACUUAUCAGAUGCUAUAAACUAUUUGAGCUAAAUUAGGUCUAUAAUCUUUAAAUGAAAUAUUUAAUAGUUCCAAAAUACAAUUUCACUUA